This is a messenger RNA of Hippoglossus stenolepis (Pacific halibut), 2353 nucleotides long. RefSeq names its product UDP-Gal:betaGlcNAc beta 1,3-galactosyltransferase, polypeptide 4 (gene b3galt4). The transcript has a single exon. The record is from RefSeq and is a predicted model, not a curated record. Bases 236 to 1351 code for a protein of 371 amino acids. Gene Ontology annotation, molecular function: N-acetyl-beta-D-glucosaminide beta-(1,3)-galactosyltransferase activity. Lineage: Eukaryota; Metazoa; Chordata; Actinopteri; Pleuronectiformes; Pleuronectidae. Gene Ontology annotation, cellular component: membrane.
AGAGAAGGUACAGGCUCUUUUUUUUUUUUAUUUGACUGCAUCACUGUCUCCUGCUGCUGCUGCUGCUGCCCCUGCUGCUCUGGAUACAGUCCGAGCAAAGAAACCGAGAGUGGAGCAGACGCGCAAUUACGCAAUGAAGGGCGAGCGCUUCUAGGGAGACAAGACAAGGGAGAGACGGGGGGGACGGUGGGGGGAGCUGUAGCAGCCAUCGCGGUCUCCAGAGCUGAGGUCGGUCAUGGUGGGACGGGGACUCUGGGUUUGUAAACCCCGGCUCGGGAAGCGAGGGAGCAGGUUCGGGGUUCUGCCCUUUCUGUGCGCCGCGGCGGUGUGCGCGGCGCUGCUGGCCCUGCUCUUCGUGGACCUCAUCGAGUCAUGGGUCACCUCCAGGAACAUGAACACCGUGGUGGAGCCGCACGCCGGCAUCAUCCCCCUGCAGAGCGUCCCCCCCGCCAGACCCGAGGAGUUCCUGCUCAUGCCCAGCCCGCUCGUGUGCCAGCGUGCCAAGCCUUACCUCAUCACCAUGGUCACCACGGCCCCCGCCAACCAGAGGGCCCGCCAGGCCAUCCGGGACACCUGGGGAGGGGAGGUGGAGGUGAGGGGCCUGCGGGUCAUCACCCUCUUCAUGGUGGGUGUUGCGUCUGGCCCAGGACUGGCCAAGCUGCUGAUAGAGGAGGCCAGGGAGCGAGGGGAUCUGGUCCAGGGCCGGUUUUUGGACACCUACUCCAACCUCACCCUGAAGACCCUGUCCAUGCUGAGCUGGGCCCGCAGAUUCUGCCCUCAGGCCCACUUCAUGGCCAAAGUGGACGAUGAUGUUCUCUUCAAUCCCAGCGCCCUCCUGCACUUCCUGAACAAGAGCCGUAACCCCUAUGAACAAGGAGACCUGUACCUUGGCAGGGUGCAUCUCCAUGUGGCCCCAGACCGUGAUCCAGACAGCAAGCACUACCUCCCUUCAGGUGCCUACCCUCCCUCUGUCUUCCCAGACUAUUGCAGUGGCACGGCUUACGUUCUGUCCCGCUCUGCAUUGCUCAAAAUCUCCAUGGCAGCCUCUGCUUCACCUUUAUCCACACCUCUGCCCCCUGAGGAUGUGUUUGUGGGUCUAUGUGCCCGGACUGCUGGCGUGCUACCCUCACAUUGCCCUCUCUUCUCUGGUGGUCCAGGCGUUCCCUAUGGGCGCUGCUGUUACCAGGCCAUGGUGUCCAUCCACCACAUCCCACCCAGGGAGAUGCUGCACUUCUGGGCCGACGUUCACUCAUCUCCUCCCUGCUCUUGGCUGAGUCUUCGUGCUUCACUGGGGGUGUGCAAAGUCAGGGCGAUGCUGGGGUCGGCUCUGGGGCUGGAGCAGGGGUUGUGAGGGGUACCCGAGCAGGAGAACAGGAACCAGUGGGGCUGUGCCUCGCUUCAAUGCUGUGAACAGCGCAAGUGCUCUUCAUAUUGUGAAGCUGCACUAUGUGUGCACUGAGAAAAUGGCAGUUUAUUUUUAUAGCUUUAUUUUUUUAAACACUAUUUAAAAGGCUUUUUUUUUUUUUUUUGCAGAAAAGGAGACUAUCAGCUGGUAGUGUGAAGAAUCUCAUCUUUAAAAACCUCACUAGACUGUUACAGCAUCCGGCAUUAUUACAUUGACACAUACUGUAGAUGUAGAACAAACAACGUUGGCAUGCUGAUAGUGUAUAGCCAGGAAAUAAGUACUUCUAUUGCCAUGUAAGGUCCGACAUCUAUAAGCUGCUGCUGUUAUAUGUGUAGUUUACCACCACUUAAAUUGUACAUGAUAGUCUAUUAAGGUGCUUAAAUGCAUGUCUCCAAAAAACAGUUCAAUUGGACUCACAAAAUGCAUAUGUAGGCAGUAUAUGUAGGUAGGAAGUAACGAACAUUAAAAAAAAAAGACUAUCUUCAAAAAGAAUCACCUCAGUAUAUGAAAUUACUAUUUUGACAUCUAGUAAUAAGGACAUGGUGGUACAUGCAUCCACGGGGCAUUGAUUGUUCUGUUGGAGACAUUUUGGCUCAGUAAUGCUGCUGCAUCAAAAACAACAGUGAAGAUGAUGUAAUACACGGCUACUAAACGCUAUAAAAUGCCAUAAAAUGUGAUUUCAGUAUUUUGAACCUCUCGUCUGUAACGGUGAGAUCAACCAUGAAGUCAAGUGCGAAUGAGAGUUUUGUGCUGAUGUAUCUAGACUGGGGUUUAGUCUCUGCUAUUAGUCAGUGUGACAUGAUGAGUACAUUUUUAAAGUUUGCAAUAUGUUAAAGAUCAAGUGUCAGGCUGUCUUGUUCCUCCGGUAAACAUGGAGGUCAGUGUGUUUACACUCAGGAAAUAUAGGUACGAAUCCACUACUGUCACAAAUAAACCUCUGUAUCCGAA